AUGACCCCACGGCCCCGUAAACUCCCGUCAUUCUUCCCGCCCCCCCUCCCCCGAUCAAAACCAUCACCACCUCACCCUCCCGCUUACUUCACUGCCGAGAGCCUGAAACCUCAGGAGCAGAUGACAACAGCCAGUGUGAACGAAGCGCCACCCUCAGGGUCAGCCGAGCAUUUCCGCUUCCCACAGUCCCCUGGGAACGUGAAGUCAAAGCAAUGCGCACGCGCAGUGGCUUUGAAGGCGGGGCAACAAAGCCUAUGGCCGAUAUGGCGCUCCUCGGCCCGCGCUUCAAUGGUUAUGACAGUGUUCGCUCUAAGCGGAGAAGGAAUGUGUGACCAUUUCCAACGGUUAACUUGCAUUUCUCAGAUAGUUUGGAUGAGUUACAACCCAAAUCUGCAAACUCAAUACAGCCAGACCCUGGGAAGUGACCCUCUCCAAGCCUCCUGUACAAGUCCCAGGAAAAGAGCCUGUUUUCCCUUGGACAUGUGAGCAGUGAAUUACUGCUCAUUCAGAAUUUCAUGUGCAUGUGUUACUGAUGGCCAGGUUUAGAGAUACCAACCUAUUUAUUUCUAGAGGAGAGGUGAUUUGAUAACCUUUUCAGAUAUCACUAUCACUAGGCAGAAAAGGGUUAAUAGUAUGAUAGGGUUAAUAUGUCCUGAGGACAGUAGAGAAACUGCAAACUGCAGAAGCACCUGAUCUGUGUCCCUGGCCAGCAUCUCUCCAUAUCCUGAUUCUGUAAGAUCAAGUGUUUAUGCAGAAAGAGAAGGGACUGAUGAUUUGAAUGUGACCAGAUGCAGGGCAUGCCCUUAUGGCCAUGCCAGCAUUUGCUAUUCAUGAUGUUAGUAUUCAAAAAUCAAGAAACACUCUGCCUGGGCCAUUGGUGUCUACUAAUCCAUUGGAAGAAAAGACUGGAAUCCACCACUUACUAGCUUCUUGGGCCUCAGUCCCCUCUUUUCUGCCAUAGCUAAGGACCACCUAACCUAGAUGGCUGUUGUUAUUGUUCAAAGGAACAUCUUUAGAGCCUCAAGCUCAGGAAUAGCCCAUGGCAGGUACCUGGUAAAUGUUAGUUUUCAUUGUCCUAUCCCAACACUAUGAAACAUGCAGCACUCUCUGCAACUGCCCCUGUGGAUUUCCAUAGGCAGGAGAGUAUCCAGUGUUGAGUGGAGCUGGUAUUCUCAGAAACGAAGCCCCUUUCCUCAUUUUGUGCCAAUCUCCAGUCAUUUUUACCCUAGUAGUAUCAUGCUUUGGCAAAGUCACUGUCAUCUGAUGUUAACAGUUGUUUUUGGGCCGGGCGCGGUGGCUCACGCUUGUAAUCCCAGCACUUUGGGAG
Molecule: messenger RNA, 1327 nt
Organism: Nomascus leucogenys (northern white-cheeked gibbon)
Lineage: Eukaryota; Metazoa; Chordata; Mammalia; Primates; Hylobatidae
Exons: 2
Coding region: 1-486 (161 amino acids)
Source: RefSeq, a predicted model, not a curated record